ACAAGUUCUGAUUGGCUUGCACUUCUUUGAUUUCAUACGUUUUCCACAGAAAUGAGUCAUCCGCCGCCAGUUUCCUGUAUACCAAACACUGCCAAAAUGUCGAAGGCUAAAAAAGUUAUUGAAGAAGCCAAAGAAAUUAAUAAUCCAGAAAUAGAUCUGGUUGAUAAAGGAAUUUCUAGCUUAGAUGAAAUACCAGGCUUAUUUAGCUUGGAAAAUAUUACAAGAUUAACUUUAAGUCAUAAUAAGCUCCAAGUUGUACCAGCUGGUCUUGCUAAUUUGAUGAACUUGGAGAUAUUGAAUCUCACCAACAAUCAUAUUGAAGAACUACCUGUCAGUUUGUCUUCUCUACCAAAACUACGAAUUCUCAAUGUAUCCCUUAAUAGGUUAUAUGCAUUGCCUCGAGGAUUUGGAGCUUUUCCUGUAUUGGAAAUUUUGGAUUGUACUUAUAAUAAUCUGAAAGAGACUACAUUGCCUGGAAAUUUCUUUAUGAUGGAAAGCUUAAGAGCUCUUUAUUUGGGAGACAAUGACUUUGAAUAUCUUCCAGCUGAGAUUGGAAACUUGAAAAAUCUGCAGAUUUUAUCCAUGAGGGAGAAUGAUCUGAUCGAAGUACCUCGAGAGUUAGGCCAGUUGACAAGAUUGAGGGAGUUACAUUUACAAGGAAAUAGACUUGUUGUGUUGCCACCAGAAAUAGGGUUCUUGGAGCUCGCAAGUAACAAGUCAGUGCUACGGCUUGAAGGGAACUUUUGGGUUCCUCCCAUUGAAGAUCAGUUGAAACUGGGACCGUCUCAUGUGUUGGACUAUCUUCGUUCAGAGACGUACAGAGUUCUGUACAGUCGACACAUGUCUGCAAAGCCACCUCCGCCGCCUCAGACGCUUGACAAAAGCAAGAAAGCAAGUCGAAUGCGAUAAUAAGCAGUAUUAAAAUUUAUUCUAAACAAAAUUAAUGAUCUAAUACAAAUAACAUCCACCGUUUUUGACCAAAAUAUUUUUACAAGGUUUCUUGUAAAACCUAAUUCCUGAAUUAUUUUUACUAAAAUAUACUUUAUUUCAUUAAAUUCGCAUUUAAGUAAUAGACAAGACCUUGACAAACUGUCACAAACUGACAACUAAGUUUAUGACUAUAAAAUUGACAGAUGCCAAAACGGCUUUAAUGUUUUGUGUUGUGUUCUAAUUGUGUAUGCUUUAUACUAAUUUAUAUUUAGGGUAAGAUAAAAAAUAUAUUUUUGUUAAUUAACGAUUUAUAUAUCAAACAUCUCAUAGAUUUUUGUCUUAAUUAUAAUUUUGAACAAAAUAAAAUAUAUAUUUGUUAUUAUGAAAUGAAUCAAAUUUUAUAUAAACUAUAUCGGACUUAUAAAACGUGGACUACAUUUACUGUUUGUUACCAUGGUAAUAUCUUUAAUUAUGGUUAGAUUCGAAGCAGAUUAUAUAGUAUUUAAAUCAAAAAUGUGCCAUACAUACAUAAAAUUUGUGCAAGCAAAACUGGAGUGUGUUAUCUCUGCAAGAUUGUGUAUUUCCAAAUAACGCAUGUUUAUAUCUAUGUGGACUAAUUGUUUUCUUAUAUAAUGUAGUUGGUUAAAAAUAAAACAAAAUUUAAUUUAAUUUUUUAAUCAAACUAGGAAAACAGUCUUAUAAAAAUAUAUUUCACACAUUAUUCAAAGUGCCUUAUUUACAUUUUAUCGUGCUAUUAUAUAAACAUUACCAAAGUUCACUUUUCUUUACUCGAUCAUUGUUUGUAUUACCUACUCUUUUUAAAUUUUGUUAAACUUUUGUUUGACAUUAUUAACAUAAGUAGUUUCAUGUUUGUAACAUAAAAUGAACUAUGAUCGAGAAAAGCAAAGAUGAAAAAAAUCCAAAAUUACAGGGGAAUUGAGGAAUUUUGACCUAUCUCAAUUCAAUUAAAAACAGCAACAAAUCCUAUUAGAAAUCUUAAAAAUGGUUAUUAAAUUAUUCACAAAUUAAAUAUACUUACAAAAUGUAUACAAAUUAACAUUAAACAAUAUUACUAAGAA
Molecule: messenger RNA, 2009 nt
Organism: Pieris napi
Lineage: Eukaryota; Metazoa; Arthropoda; Insecta; Lepidoptera; Pieridae
Product: ras suppressor protein 1-like
Exons: 6
Coding region: 52-909 (285 amino acids)
Molecular function (GO): protein binding
Source: RefSeq, a predicted model, not a curated record